This is a messenger RNA of Helobdella robusta, 456 nucleotides long. RefSeq lists its product as hypothetical. The record is from RefSeq and is a predicted model, not a curated record. NCBI's taxonomy places the organism in Eukaryota, Metazoa, Annelida, Clitellata, Rhynchobdellida, Glossiphoniidae. The transcript has 3 exons. Bases 1 to 456 code for a protein of 151 amino acids.
AUGAUCAACGUCAAAUUCAUACUAGCCCUACUCUUCAUAGGGUCGGCAUGUUCAUCCCCCUACAUACCCCCCAAAAAAACUUUCAUGGAUCAGUAUGUGGAGGUAUUCCUCAAACACCAAUGCAAUGAUGCGACCGCGUACGCUUGUUCUAAACAUGGCAAGGGAUUUUGUGUGGUGGAUGAUAUUUGCUUGUGCUCUCCGGGAUAUACUGGAAAGAAUUGUGACGAACAGAGAGGAGUAGAUCCCAAUUUUGAGAGCUGCAAGAGAGAUGAAGAGAGAAGUCCCUUCAUUCGGGACUGGAUGGAAUUCAACAGGAUCCACACCAUCAACGUCACUUGGCCCUCCAGAACAGGAGUGUGCAAACAUUUUGCUGUGAGGGCCGCAUUGAGAACUAUUUUACCUUUGAAGGGCCGCCCCGUAGUUUGCCCACCUCUGCCCUAUGGAAUCUGCGCUUGA